ACUUCUCUGCCAACAACAACUCGUUGCGGUUUUUCGGCUGAGUUUGUUUUCUGCUCCCAAUUCCGCUGCAAAAGAAAAAGUGAAAAGCCAGCGAAAAAUAUGCAGCAUGUGAAGCAUCGCCAGUUGCAUUUAUAGUCCAAGCGUUGCAAUCGAAGAAUAGUCGCGGAAAGCUCGUGCGAAAAGCAGGUGAAUGUGUGACGAAAAAAAGUGCUGCAAGUGAAGAGAAACAUUGCUGCAGCCAGCAGUUGUUGUGCGUGAGCGUGUGAGUGAGUGAGUAAGUGAGUGUCGCAUCUCUGUCGCUCUCUCUGGACGCGAUUUCCGUGGCCCAAAGAGAUUUCGCCUAAAGGAGAUUCCCGAAUCCGGAGCAACCGAAAUAGCGCAACGAGAUGUUGGUGAAGGCGAUGACUACGAUGACUACGAUGGCGCUGCUAACGAAGCAGAUGAUGUAAACGCUGAAAACGCUGCCACAGCCAUAUCCCCUUUCUCUUCUCUAUCUCAACUCUUGGUCACUCUCCAAAAAAGAAAAAAGAAAAUUAAACCGAAACGAAAGCGAAAACGAAAACCCAGGAGGAAAACUCAACUCGAGAAGCGAGAAACCAAAGCCCACGACUGACGCAUUGGAUUUCGUUUCGACUGAAAUCGAAACUUCAUUCUUUUGGACACCAAACUGACACAUAUCGGGCAACGUUCGUAUCGUAUCGAACAUGAGAUUGCCACGGUGCCUAUCGGUGCUCCUGCUCCUGGCCAUUGCAGUACACUUGGUGCUCGCCGAGCGGGACUUCAAUGUGAACGACUCCCAGGUUCCUGUCAUUGAGCCCAAGGAUGUGCCCGCCUACAAGCAGGAUCCCUAUGUCACGGAAUUAAUGAGCUGCCAAAAUACACACAGCGAGAUCGUGCUUUCGUUGCUGUUAAAGAAGCACGACUGGAGCGAGCUGACGGCCACCAAGCGAGCCCAUGUCCAGGCCAAGUUGGCCAAGUUCUUUGCCAUUCCAAAGGAAUUCAUUUCCCUGGAUUCGGUGUCGAAGCGUGAGUUGAAGAUCAUGCACAAGUUGGCCAUGCGAAAGGGAGGCAAGGGUAACAAGAAUAUUGAGACUCUAAAUCGCCGCCUAGGACGCGCCAGUUUCAUGAUCGGCUGUGGUCCCAGUUAUUUUGUGAUGGGUGAACCGAUUGCCAAGCAGAUUGCCCACCAGGUGAAGGACGGCACCAUUGGAGCUCUGACAGAGGAGAACUUUGGCCUUUGGUUCAUUUGGCGCAAGGAAUUGAAGUCGCGAUCAAACCGUAAACGACGCCAGUCUGAGGGCUCCGGUGCUGACGAGGAUGACUAUGACUACGGGGAUGACGAAGAGGAAGUUUCAGAGCCCAGUACGGAAGUGCCGGCGGUGACCACGCAUGCGCAUCGGCAUCAUCAUGGAGCGUCGGAGGUGUCGCCAGAGUCUGUCCCCUCGUCGGCCAUGCCCUUGGUGCCGAAUGUCCAGGAGGAGAUCGAGGAGAGCGUGUCCAAGCUGGAGUCCGUGAUCAGCAAGACGAUUGAGAAUACGAAGAAUAUCAAGGAGCUGCCCGUUCUGGGCGUAGCCGAGGAUGGUGACGACGAGGAGGAUGUCGAACUGCAGCAGUUGGUCGUUCCGCUGGCAGUGGAGAUACCACAGGAGGAGACCACCAGCAAGACAGCCACGACAACGACGGAGAUGGUAAAGCCCAGUUACUUGGAGGAGAAUGCAAUUCAGGUGGACUCGGCCAUCGAUGUGGAGGAGGAGGCCUUGCCUCCCACGCUGGCGCCAUCGGUGCCGGCCUCUGAAACAGAACAUAAGCAGCAGCCAUUCUCGCCCUAUGAUGCCACCUCUUCGGUGUCGUCGUCGUCGUCUUCGUCAGCUGGCGAGGCUUCGUCCUCGGUGCCAUCGUUCCCUCAUACCUCCUCCUCCGCCUCGCCCACAUCCACGCCCACAGAGCUAGACAGCCAAACAACCUCCUCCUCUGCUGCUGCUGUAUCAUCAUCAACUCCAUCUCCAUCUCCAUAUCCAUCCGACCCAGCAUCAUCCUCAUCCUCAUCCACAUCCCAAGCCACUCAACCAACAACAACAACUACAUCAACAAGCACAACAGCAACAAUCUCAACUACAACAUCAGCAACAUCAACAGCAACAACAACCACGACACUGUCUGAAUCGCCAAAGGACGGAGAACCCGAUGCCAUCAGCAACAGUAGCGGCAGCAGCAGCAGCAACAUGAGCGCCGGUUUGGCCAAUAACGAGAUGUCCACGGCGGCCACGCCCUCGUCCUCGGUGGCCACGACUACAGCGGCCACACCGGACUCGAGCAGCAGCAGCACCUUCAUCUCCCCGGACUACAUGGAACCACAGCCGGAGGAGAAUAGUCCGCCGAUUAUUAAGACGCGCCUGCAGAAGCUGGCGGUGACCUCGGGCAAGGCUUUCACUUUCCACGUGCUCCCUGAUACGUUCGUCGAUGCCGAGGACCAGGGCAAUUUGCGACUGGCACUUACGGACAAGGAUGGCCAUGAACUGAAGGCCAGCUCCUGGCUGCAGUUCAACGCGGAUAAAAGGGAGCUGUACGGCCUGCCCCUGGACGAUGCGGUUUCCCGUUGGCAGUACCGGCUUUCGGCCACGGAUUCCGGCAACGCCAGCGUCACCGAGACGGUGGAGAUCAGUGUGCAGCAGCAUCGGGCGGUUAGGACGAUUAAUCACGAGAUUAGCAUUGCGGUGAGGAUAAACGAGAAACUCCAUGGCCACAACAUCGACUGGCAGAUGAAGCUGAUCAAUGCCGUGGCCAGGACACUGGAUGACUCCAGCAACGCGGCGAUAGUGGUGCGAGAAGUCCGUCAGACAGCGCAGGAUCCGCAUAGCGCCGUCUUUGUGUACUUCAAUGAGACGCUGCCGACCAGCGAGUGUCCCGAAAAGGAACUGCACGACAUUAUUGCCAGGCUAGAUGCCCAGCGAUUGAGUGACUUGGUAGAGCCAACCCUGGGCAUCAAGUCCAUAACCGGACAGCUGAUUGGAUCCUGCCAGAAGGACCUGACCCGUGUGAAGCCCACCCAGCACAUGGCCAAGAAUGUGCCGCCGAUGCCGCGCAACCAAGUGGAUCGUGUCAAUGCCAGCGUAGGCCAGCUACUGGUCUUCAAGGUGCCGGCGGACUUUUACGAUGCCAACGACAAUCAACUGACGCUCACGCUGAAGACCAAGGACCACAAGGAGCUGGGUACCCGGCACUGGCUGCAGUUUGACUCAAAGAAUGAGGAGUUCUUCGGAAUUCCCAAGGGCGGUGACAUCGGCUCCGAGGAGUAUCUGCUGGUGGCCGAGGAUAGUGGUGGCCUGAGCGCUCACGAUGCUCUCGUUGUGGUGGUCAAUCAUGCGCCCAAGAAGGAGUUCGCGGGCUACUUCAAGGCCUAUCUGGCCAUUAGGCACGAGAACUUCAACGCCGAGCUGCAGCGCAAGUUUGUGGAGCGUGUGGCGAAGCUGCAUGGCGAUGCCAACACCAAUCAGAUCCAGAUCCGAUCCAUCAACAUGCACCACGACUCGGAUGGCACUAUUGUGAACUUCUACAAUACAUCGCUGUACAAGUCACACAACCGGUGUCCCGAGAAGGAGCUGAUAGCCACCAGGAGCGUUUACCUGAAUAGCGAUAUGAGCUUGAAGGAGGGCGUGAAACGGGCAUUGGGUCCUGAGUUGAAUUUAACCAACUUUUCGGCGGUGCCCGGCACCAACUGCCAUCAUCCUGAGAUAAUAGACAUCCACCAUAAUGACUAUGUGCCAUCUCGCCCCGAGGAGCCUAGCUCAAAGUCCACAUUUAGCGAGGAAUACAUGGCCAACAUUGUGCUGCCUGCUGUAAUUAUUAUCGUAAUGAUUAUAGUGGCCUCCAUCAUUGCCUGCUGCCUGCACAGGCGUCGCCACAAGAGUGGCAAAAUGGAGCUGGGUGAUGAAGAAGAGCGCAAAUCCUUCCGUGCCAAGGGCAUACCCGUCAUCUUCCAGGACGAGUACGAGGAGAAGCCCGAGAUCGGCAACAAGAGUCCCGUCAUACUCAAAGACGAGAAGCCGCCGCUGCUGCCACCGUCCUAUAAUACCUCAAACAUGAAUGGCGACAACGAUGUGGACGAUUAUGUGCCACCGCCAUCUGUUGUCGUGGGCGGUCGGGAGGUGCGAGGGAAGUCACCGGCCACGCCCUCCUACCGCAAGCCACCGCCAUAUGUGUCGCCAUAAAUAUACUUCAGUGUCAAGUAGAGGAGCAAUGAGCAGAGGGAACGAGAAGAAACAGCAACAAUAAUAACAAUCGCAUCGUAUUAACCACACAACAAUCUAUAUAUAGAUAUAUACAUACAUAUAUAUAUAUAUAUAUAUUUAACCGAUUCGGCACAAGUUAUAUGCAACUAAGCAAACUCUUUUGUAUAUAUCCAAGUGCAAAUUGGUUUCUUUGGACAUUGUAUUCGAAUUGAAUAGGGGCGCAAAAAGCGAGAGAGCCCCCAGCCGAGAAGUAUUCGCCAAGUCGAUGGAGUAUGGAGUUUUUUUGGUGACGAGGUUUUUGUAUUAUGAGAGAAACAAUCAAUUAACAAACACACACCUAAGCUUAACCGAGAAUCACUAAACACACAACAAGACGAUGAUGAACUAUGCUGCAUAUUAUUUAUUUAGUAUGUACUCUUAAUUUAUAUAUAUAUAUGUGUAUACCACGCGAGAACACACUGACCACACACAUCAAGGAGAGGAGUUUAUUAGACAAGCAAUUAGUGGCUUGAAAAACACACAAAACACAAACACACACACACACGAGCCCAUUUAAAACAUAGCAUUUAAAACUAUUUGUACUAAUUAAGUUAAUAGAGAGAGAGAUAAAGGAAUGUCCUUUGUCCGAAUUUUAGUGCUUGCCGGACUUUCUGCUUAAUUUGCUUAAGCUGAAUUGUUUGCAUUGUUUAUAUUACAUCAAAAAUGUUAAGGAAAUUUUCUAACAAAAGCAUCGCUUGGGACCGCCGAGUCAAGGCUUUGUACUUGCUGCUGGUUGGCUUCCCACUCGUUUGGGU
This is a messenger RNA of Drosophila serrata, 5023 nucleotides long. It is a transcript of the gene Dg, whose product is annotated as Dystroglycan. Gene Ontology annotation, biological process: axon guidance; muscle attachment; morphogenesis of an epithelium. Lineage: Eukaryota; Metazoa; Arthropoda; Insecta; Diptera; Drosophilidae. Gene Ontology annotation, molecular function: laminin binding; calcium ion binding. Gene Ontology annotation, cellular component: sarcolemma; dystroglycan complex; dystrophin-associated glycoprotein complex. The record is from RefSeq and is a predicted model, not a curated record.